This is a messenger RNA of Sphaeroforma arctica JP610, 1045 nucleotides long. RefSeq lists its product as hypothetical. The annotation marks the transcript as partial. The record is from RefSeq and is a predicted model, not a curated record. Lineage: Eukaryota; Ichthyosporea; Ichthyophonida. The transcript has a single exon.
GAGCAUCUCACUCCGAGAUCUACACAUAGUGGGGGGUGACGUUGCCAAAGCCAUUGCAAUGUGUGUUAAUGCGACUCAUAGGAAGCCGCUGACAAAAGUACCGAACAUUACUCAAGCCACCGACCACCCUCCAGGCACAUGUGCCUGUGUGCAUCAUGACUCGCAAGCAUCUUGUACCACAAACACGUGCAAUACAUCAGACAAUGAGGCACGCCGGGAAACCCAUACACAUACGAAAUCUGAGAACUUAAAUGAUCAUGCGACACGUCACGAAAAAUCAAACACAUCGAAUUAUCCGCACGGACAGUCCAACUGUCAUCACCGCCACGGCUCAGUCACAUAUCGCUAUUUAGAAAACGUGUCCGACAAAUUGUCAGACAGACAGUGUGGGCCAGCUAAACAGAGCAAAGGGUUGGGAGGGUGCACCAGGCACGGCGCAGAGGUGACUUACAAAUACGCACACACACCCAGGGAAUCAGACGCAUACGUCAAGUCACGAAAGGAUAGCAAUGUAGAUGCAACCUCACACACACAUACACACCCCAUCCCAACCACGCAUACGGGACCAAACACACAGACGGCUGGGCGUACAUGCAUUGCUGAGUGUGCCGCGGAUGGCAAACGGCGCUGUGGAGGAGAAUUGUGGAAGAGCACACAGACGACUAACAGAGAGGGCCGAGAGAGACGCGUGGGUGCGGAUACGAUGUCGCUGGAGAUACGCGCAGGGAAGCGUAUGAAACUCAGCUCAGCCGAGGGAAAUCGGCUGCAGAUAGAUACUGCGGAUAGACUGGGUACAGAUGCACAGCCGCGGAUGGAACUUGGUAUAUGUGAUGAGAGCAAUGGAUCGAGUACUGCGCUCGCUGGCGGUGCACAGGCAAAGACAUUUGCAAAGACAUACAAGGAUUGUAAUGUAUCAGAUAUUGGGGUACAAGGUAUUGCAAGGGCGUCUUUAAAUGUUAAUAACCGCGUGCUGGGUGCUGGUUCCGAGGCGCAGGCGCAGAGCUCGUCUGUGGGACUGGAGAAGCUUGUCAUCUCGGAUUGUACG